This is a messenger RNA of Bradysia coprophila, 5674 nucleotides long. RefSeq lists its product as uncharacterized. Lineage: Eukaryota; Metazoa; Arthropoda; Insecta; Diptera; Sciaridae. The record is from RefSeq and is a predicted model, not a curated record.
AGUCAAUCGGUAGACCGCGGUUCGAGAAGAUUGAGUUUGGUCUAACUGUGUUCAGUGUAAAUGGUUUCUUUUAUUAACGAUAAAUAUCUACAGAUGAAAUUGAGUGUUGGAUUUGAUUUUUAAUUAAAAAAUAGAAAAUAUGUAAAAUAAUUUUUUUGAGAGAAAUUAUUUAGUUCGUUAGUAUUAAAGACGCUAAAAACAUUUAGUCAAAAAUUCCGAGUUUGCAAAUUUUGUUGGUUUUCGGGUAAUGAGAAAGAUUACUGAUACCGGACUUUGUAGGUGAACAAAUUUAAUUCAGUUAAUUUCGGGAAUAUAUAAAAAAAAGAUGAAAGCAAUGGCUUCUAAAAGUGCCAUAUCAAUACUGCUAUUGAUGACAACAACAGUUAUGUGUGAACGAUGGGCUAGACAAAUACCUGCUAACGGUUUCACGGGCUCAGCAGCCAAUGACUGGAUACCCGUACCAUGUCCAACAUGUAAAUCAAACGACAGGCAACAAGGUGGUCGUGUAUUAAAUUUUGCGCAUACUGCUCAAGCCUCCAAUCAGCAACAACAGUUUAUACAAAACGUUAUACCGCAUCAAAAGCACUGGCAACAUCCAAAAAUAGGAUUUAACGAAGAACCGAUGAGGCUGGUUAGCCAAGGUUUCCUAGUUCCGCCACAACCGAAUCAGCAACAAUUUGGAUUUGUUAAUCAAUAUCCACAAUUUGCUUAUCAACACGAAAAUCAACAGCAAUAUCUACAACGUGUUCCGAUUCCUCAAGUGAACAAUCUUCAAUUUGAAUACAUUCAGCAACCACAACAACAACAGCAACAACAACAACAACAAAAUAUUCCUCAACCAUUGGCUGAAGCUUUAAUUAUGCAAAAACCUCAAGUCUUCGAUAAAAAUGAACUACAAUCCCAUAUAAACCAGUUGCCGCAACAACAGCAACAGCAACAACCGGAGGAGGUUCAACUAUUGUAUGUUCCAUUGGACACCUUAUAUCAACAGAAGCAACAACAAGGAAAUGAAGCCAGCAGACAUAAUUUAAUUCCACCGAAUGUCAAUCCUCACCAGAUUAACAACUUCUACACUGCCAGUCCAGCUGUAUCUCCGACGCCAGUCAGUAAUUCUAUUCCUUCGUAUCGUCCAACCGAAUCGCCGUCAUCGUACGAAAGAACGAAAAUUAAGUCUAAUCAGCCACCACUAUCGAUGUUCAUGAAGAAUAAAGUCAGGAAUUCGGAAAUUUCUAUCGGAGAAGUUUUAAGCGCUUUGAAAAACGCAAAAAAUAUCGAUGUUUUGGACUCAGCCAGCAAGAAAUCUCCAAAAGUAUUUGUGGGUCCAUCAGGAUUGAAAACACCUGAAGGGUAUACGAAAUUCGAAUUGCCAUAUCUAUCGUCCAUAGAGCAGGACCGUCCAAAUCGGCAAAUCAACAACCUACCAUUUUUCGUUGCACCACUCAGUUAUCACGCCCCAGAUGGAUUCGCUAAAAUACCUCUUCCAUCUCCACAUGUAGGCUCGGUGGUUGUUAAUUCACCAGAUAAUGCUGUUGAAUCGGCUAUUAACUCAGAGGCAGGAUUUUCACAGAGACAUCCAAGUUUCUAUCAGCCAACGGAUUUCCAAACUCAACAGUUUUACGAGCAAAAUUUUAAUUUCUUUAAUCCAACCACAGCAUCUUUUCUUACUAUACCCACCACUACAACAACAACGACAACAACAACAACCCCCCGACCAACAACAGCAGUUCCAACUUCACGAUCAACAACACAACGACAAACCACACCUCGUCCAAUCCAGAGACACACAACCAGAAAACCGAAUCUUGGUUUCAGGUUCGGUAGCAAUGUAUUCCCGUCAACUUCGGAACAGUACCAAUCUGCCUAUGAGCAAACUGAAAAUCCAACUCAGUCAUUUGAUAAUCAAUAUUAUCCAGCACCUGUGUCUUCAACAACUGAAAGGAACUUUGAAUAUUACAACAGAGAUCAGGACCUUUACAACCGACCAUCCAUUUCAUCAAGUACGCAAAAUCCGUUCGACUUUUUCAACAAAAACAAUAAUUUCAAUUCCAACGCUCCUCGUAUGCCAUCAACUAUUGACCCAACGUUUGAAAGUAAAAACCGAGGACAGCCGAUCGAUAGUUCUAGAACAAAGGAAUACGAGUUUCCUAAAUAUAGCAACCUAGAUGCGUACAAAACAUUCAAGCCAAUUCCUACAGCACAUGUUACAAAUGAAGAAUAUUUCAAUAUUGACAAUAAAGAUUCUACGAACAGUUUCUCGACAAACCAACGUCCCGAACAAUACAACGAAAACACUUCACAGACUCCCUUCGUACCAUCAAACUCACAGAAUGAAAACGUUAACUUUAGGGGCAAAUAUACGUUCAAUGAAACUCCAUCCAUUUCAAAGGAAAACAAAGUUGAAGAAACUUAUCAAUCGCAGACAGUAAAACCAAUUGAAUAUUCUACCAAGGCUCAAGAAAUAUUGAAAAUGAAAUCGCAUUUCCUUGAGCAGAAUUCGCAGCAUACAAGACCGAACUUACCAUCGAGCGAACCUGUAACUCAACGUACUUUCUCCUACACGCCAGUUACAAUCUCAUACGAAAACUUGCUGAAGCCCCUCUCGUCAACAGCUAACUAUGACUUUUUCAGCAAUAUAAAAAAUUCCGAAGAUUCUUCUUCUGAUGCAAAACCACCAAAAAUAUCAUAUUUCACACCAACGCCAAAUUAUGAUGAAGUCCGACCGGAAAAACCGAAAGAGGAAGAGCAAGUGAAAUACUUUAAAUAUUCAAUAAUUGAGCAAAAAAGUAAUGCUCCUGAAAGUAGCUCACCAUUAACUAAAGAUAUUGACGAAGCUACUGAAGAACCGGUUUCAGUUGGCAGUCCUUCAAUUGGCAACACAUAUUGGGAAUCAAAUAAUCGUCAUUACAAUGGACCAUCAACUCUUCGUCCAGUACAAAGUCUGCCAGGGUUAAUAAAUGGUUUGAUGGAUGAAACAUCAGAAAAGACAUUGCCAUCCACAACUGAAACCGUCAAUAUACCACGACGUACACCAACUCGGCGAAGGAGGCCCGACACAACCCAUUCUCCGAGUACAAGUACGACAGAAAAUUCAGCCAGACGAACUACAUUCCGCGGUAGAAGACCGAUCCAUUAUGCAAACAGAACGACAACAGUUAGAACAACCGUUGCCAGAAAUACUAGCAGAGUGAGAUAUAAUCCAACUCCGGAAGAAAGGCAGCAAUUGCGAAGUCAAAGCCCAAUUAAAAAAGAAUCUGAAAAUUUAGACUACCAACGGGAUGUUUUGAAGCAGAAUUACCCUAUCAUCAGUAGAAAUCCGUCAACUGACGCACCAACAAUAGAAAAGCUUUCAUCUUCAUAUGCCCUGGAACCAGAAAGCCAAAAAACCAAUUCUGACGUUGAAUACACAGUUGUAAAUGAGCGUGAAGACGUUAUUACCAGAGAAGACGACACAACUGCUGUACCAAUAACAACAUUAAGGCCAACUCUAACGGAUAACAACCCAAGACCAAAUUUUAGACAAACAGUUCGAAAAACUCAAAGAUUUGGCACAACAACUACAGCCUCUCCUUCUUCUGCUGCCACUCAAGCACCUGAGCGCCUAUCCAGAGACAGAUACACCGUUCGACCCCGAACUCGCUAUGAGUUGACAACCCAGCCGACUCGAACCACGAAGAAAAGAACUGAUCUGAGACAACGAAGACCGACUACGACACGACCUUCCGCUUCGUCAACAGUUUCUGCAAAGGACGAGUCAAACAACGAUAGUUACCAACAAAUUAGUCGCUUCAACACCGACUUUUAUCAGGAAUCAACGCCGUCUACAGUAAAUCAUAGGGGAGGAAGUCAACAGAAAAAUCAUCGUUACUCGGGUUCGCACUUCGGUCUGAAAUCAGAAGAAACUAGAUGGUCCGUAAAGUCCAAUCAAAGUUCAUUCCAACCGAUCGAUCCCGAAGCUGAUAUUGAAGAAGAUACAUUCGUGGAAAACGAACCGAUGAUAGUAACGGCACAAUCGUACAGUGAUCAGGACUUCGAAUCGUUUAACAUACCCGUUAAACAAAGUUUUGAUUUUGCAUCGGCUCCAACCACCCAAGGGGACACAAUCGGAGACACUGUAUCCUCGACUCAAGAAAGUGUGAUGGAAACAUUAUUUGAGGACCUAGUCAAUGAAAUAGUCACAGAUAGCAAGAAAAACGAAAUCUUACCGGAAGAAACCGACAAUUCAGCGUUGUCCAGCAACCGGAAGACAAACUUGGCAGAAUCAAAUGUAGAGAAAAAGGGUCAACGACGUGGAGUAUGGAAACGAAUUCGAGUCAGACCACUUGACGGAUUUGAAACAGCUGAGUCGCAAAAUUACGGACAGCAAUACAUCAACCACAUUCCAAAUGUAGAUUUGAAGGAAGAAAAAAUCAAACAAUUUGAUUUCGGCAUCACGUCUACAAUGGAAGCAAUAACCAACAAGGCUGAAAUCGAAACAACAACAGCUUCGCCAACAGAAUUAGAACAACAUACUGAACCUUCAGCUGUGUUGGAAAAUGAUAGCACAUCUACCAGUACAACAACUGAAUCGGAAAUUAUUUCAACGACCGAAGUGGCCACAGAAGCCCCAGUAGAGAUUACAACUACCUUUGUACCCGAGGAUCAAAGCAAUAUCUUGACAACUGUUCGAUCCAUUAUUGAUGCUAAAAUCGAAGAAACAACAACCCAACAUGAUCAUGACCGAAAUGAUGCACAGGUAACAGAAGGCAUCACUGAUGCCCCAUUAUAUGAGGACUAUGAUACGGAACGUAUUUUUACUGAAACACAAAAUGAAAGCCGGGAAGAGGAUCAAGAGCCACAAUCAAGCAUAUUCUCAGAAGUCAAGCAGAAGCUGACCGAUCUGUUUACCAUCGACAACGAUUACGAUUAUCAGGAAAAUAAUUUACCACUGAAAAUGCAACAGUACACAACGAUCGAGAGAAACAAGUCGUUGAAUCAAAUACCAACUGAUGAAGCCGAUAAAAAAUCAGUAAAAACAGUUGAGGCUGUAACGGAGGCAUCGUCAUUAUUCCAUAAAAAUCUUAUGGAUUCUGUAAUUUAUGCUACGUCGACAUCGACCGAAGUGUCUCAUGAAACAGAAAUAUGUUAUAGAGGCCGGUGCAUAAAAACGGACAAAAAACUUAAAACCUGAUCUGUAGUCCAGUAUUGAAUCGUCAUCUAAAUUCAUUAUAAACAACUGAAAAUUUAAUUUGUUUUGUGUCAUUUUCCCAUUUCAUUCUUUCGUUUUAUUUAUUUUGAUUUUAAUUAAUUUUCUUUUGAAUUUUUAUUUGUUACGUUUAAUGUUAAAUGUCUAAUAUUACAUUUAAGUGAUAGAUUAGGGACAACUAAAUUUUUUCGAACGAUCACGAAAUUACAAGCUUUGUCAUACUGUUAUCGGCAAAACAUUAGCUAAGAUCUCUUCGGUCUUAUUUGGCAAACGGCAUGUUAAAACAAAGGAUUUUGAAUCAAUCGGAGGAAGAUCCUUCGAUCAAAUGAAAUUAAAUGAGAUUUUUUGAUAAAAUUAAACUGAUGGUGAUGUAAUGCUGCCGUUUAUGAAAGUGGUCAUUCUAAAAAGCACAAAAUUUACCAAAGUUACAGUCGACAAUGCUACUUUGGUUGAAGAAAGAAUUGAUAUUAUCUGUAAAUAUUUAUUUAUUAA